Haplochromis burtoni (Burton's mouthbrooder) is the source of this 7310-nucleotide messenger RNA. Its product is annotated as pleckstrin homology domain-containing family G member 3. NCBI's taxonomy places the organism in Eukaryota, Metazoa, Chordata, Actinopteri, Cichliformes, Cichlidae. The transcript has 18 exons. The record is from RefSeq and is a predicted model, not a curated record. Gene Ontology annotation, molecular function: guanyl-nucleotide exchange factor activity. Bases 2556 to 6617 code for a protein of 1353 amino acids.
CACUGAGGUCAGCUGGCACGGCUGGAUCCUUUAAGAGCCUGCGUCGAGCACAGAGGAGUUUUAGAAGAUUACAUUUAAGAUUGUUUUGUUUUUCUGACAGGUUUUGUCCUUUUCAGUCUUUAAGACAUCUCCAGUGCUGAAAUGUCAGUUUAAUUCUGAUAAAGUCAAAAUAAUACAGAUGUAUCUUAAUGUUUCAUGUUACAGACAGUAAAUGGGAGACUUUUAGUUUCACUUUUGAACACCAGAAUUCCCCCUAAAACUCCUCAGUACAACAGUUUGACCUUGGCUGCCAGUGAGGAAUGCAGGUUCAGCUUGUGUAUGUGUAUUCGGCCUAUGUUGUUCACUGCGGGUUAUUUACCGACCUUCAGGCUAAUUAUUAACGCAACAUUAAAAGUUCCGUGUGAGGCGGUGUUAAUCAAAUCAUAUGAAGGACUGCUUACAGCAGGAAACCUUUGACGUGACCUUUUUUAUUUUUUCUGUCAGGGAAUACGAAAUCAAACCAGGCCAUUGGUUUCAGUGUCUAAUCACCUGUGUUCUGACUCAUGCUGUUUGAUAAUGGUCUGUGAAGACUCCAGGCCUAAUCCUCUGAGGCACCCUCACAUCCUCCUGUGGGGCAGCCAUUCACCGGGGCCAGGUGGGGAGGAGUUUUUCCCAAGGAAAUCGGUGUAAGACUCCCUCCCUGUCUCCCAGCUGCCACUGGGGGAAGGACUUCAUUGCCAGAGGUUGUGAAGGGGUGUUGGAUGAGGAAGCUCUGAGUGGAUCUUGAGUGGCGGAAGGGUUUUAUUGAGAUGUAGGGAGAAGCAAGAUUUCCUCUUAUCUCCUGAGUGAAACAUGGCCACACACACUGUUCUCGUGGCUCUGAAGAAUCAGUUAGCAGAUUAGCAGUAGUCUAGAGCUGAGGCCUCCGCUAUGGAAAAAGGAUUUGUAGUUGGUGAGGUAACCUGUUUUUAACUAGGGGUUUUUACCAGGAUACAAUGCCACGGUAAUUUAGACUAUAAACCAUAACCUGGUCUGAAGGAGAUUACAGUGUUUUUGUCAGCUUCUGUCCUUUGUUUAAGCUUUGUUCUUGUGCAGGCUUUAGUCUCGCUUUUAGACAUUAAUAUUGAUGUGUUUAGCUUUGAUCUUUAGGUAGAUUAUCACUUGAUGGCAACUUUGUUUUUCUGUUUUUGUUGCACAGCAACAAGAAAGAAGGAGUUGAUGUAAAAUCAAGUAUGCUAAUCUUCACUUGAGGUGCAUAUCCUACAUACAUUUUAGUGCCUCUCACAAGCACUAAGUAUUAAAGGCCUCUUUAAGCAAUAUCAAUCUGCAAUAAUCUAAUAAUAAUAAUCUAAUGAUUCAUAUAUUUCUGACAGUUAAAGUAAAACAGACUCGUUGCUGCUACAGUACAUGGACCAGUUGUGCUCAUGGGUGCAGUUUCCUGCUUUAUUCACACUUCAGACAAGUUGAAACUUAUAUAGACUGUGUACAAUGAAAUUGGCUGCUUCUGAUAUGACUGAGUUACAAACUUGUUUUUUUUUCUUUUAGUUAAGAAUUAAGUAAUAAUACCUAAAUCUCUAAAGCAAUAAGAACAUUGAUUAGGGUGAGUGCAGCCAGAUUAUGGAAAAAAAGCUUUGUUUUCUUUAUGGUAUAUACGUGAAUACAAACUGCUAAUUGUGUUCUUUGCUUGAUAGUGAAUUCAUUAAUGAACCCAUUAGGAACUCUGCUUUUCCUAGCAUGCUAGAACUUGGCAAAUGAAACCAUCACUCAUCCGGUUCCUGAUAAGGCUGUAGAAAUAGCACAAGGUGACUUUAGAGAUGAUUCAUUGUCUGCUGUGUUCAAUUUAUUGUCAUUUAAUACAUGAGUCAUUAUGAAUCAGGCAGGAGCGUCCAAGCAAAGUUUGGUAAUAGAGCAGGCAGGGACUCGCUUUUUCUUUUGGAUGGUUAUCCACAGUGCUUUUCUAAUCCCAGUAAAGGUACUCAUGCAAAUGACAGUGUCCAGAAAGGAAACAUUUAGAGGAGCUGAGGUGUUUCAUAGUGGUCCGUGUGUGUAGUAUUUUAUCAAUUUUCAAAUGGUAAAAGAAAGAUGCUUUUCUAAUGCUAAGUGCUUCUUUUUGCUUUCAAAUAAGCAUUUGCAUGUGGAAAACAAGCUGUGUUCCUGUUUCUUUUCUCCUGAUUUGCUUAGAAAACAAAAGGCCACAAGCCAGAGUGGGUAGCGCAGGAGGGACUUUAGCGCAAACUCUUUAUUUUCAGGGACACAUUAACAACGUUAGCUACACUUGGGGCAUUCUUUUAACUUCAGCUAAAGUAGUCAUACAGGUGUGUCUCUUUGGGACACAUCUGUUCUUUAAACACAAGACGCGUCCUCAUUUAUCAUACUGAAAGUGUCGUCAUAGGAGUUGUAGGGACUGAAGAGGAGAUAGGAAAUGUUGAUUUAUUGAAAAAUUGGACUUUGCUCUGUGGCUCUUACUGGCUUCAACACGUCUAUACGAAUCUCCUCAGUUGUCCUCACCCCUCUCCAACAGUGACCAUGUCCAGGGAGGCCUCGAUUUGGGUCCAUACUAUUGCAACCAGGUGUGCAUGGAGCCACUGGAUGGAGAGGGUGAACGUCCAGUGAGCCUGGUGUCCUCCCUGUCCUCUGGUUCAUCCCGUGAUAGUCACAGUCUUUUCGGGAGCACAGCAGUCCUUCCUUCCUCCACCACACCGCCUAUUCCAAGUGAAGAGGACAUAGAUUUGGAGCUGAGCCCAGCUGAAGGCACCAGAGAGCAGGCUGGGAACCAGAGUCCCACCCUUUCAGGUUCUAGACAUCGCUGGCAGGAACAGCUGGAGGCCAGGUUGAUCACCAGCCAGUGGAAUAACAACAACGGCACGGCCAACAGGAAAGCGACUGGUGAAAUACUUCACAUCCCCUGUUCGCCUGUCGUCGCGGAUGCCAUGGCGCCCAACCCAAAGCUGACCUAUGUGGACCGGGUUGUCAUGGAGAUCAUGGAGACGGAGCGCAUGUACGUCAAGGACCUGCGCAGCAUCGUAGAGGAUUACUUGGCUCACAUUAUCGAUAUAGGCAACCUUCCCAUACGGCCAGAACAAGUGUGUGCUCUUUUUGGAAACAUAGAGGACAUCUACGAGUUCAACAGUGAGUUGCUGGAGUCUUUGGACAUGUGUGAAAAUGAUCCCGUGGCUAUCGCUCAGUGUUUUGUAAAUAAGAGUGAAUACUUUGAAAUCUACACCCAGUAUUGCACCAACUAUCCCAAUUCAGUGGCAGCACUGACCGACUGCAUGAGGAGUAAAACUUUGGCCAAGUUUUUCAGGGAUCGACAGGCCGUUUUGAAGCGCUCCCUUCCUUUGGGCUCUUACCUCCUAAAGCCAGUUCAGAGGAUACUGAAAUAUCACCUGCUGCUUCAGGAAAUUGCAAAGCACUUUGACCCAGACGAGGAAGGCUACGAGGUCAUUCAGGAGGCCAUAGACACCAUGACAGGGGUUGCUUGGUACAUCAACGAUAUGAAGAGGAAGCACGAACACGCUGUCAGAGUGCAGGAGAUCCAGUCUCUUCUGAUCAACUGGAAGGGGCCUGACCUGACCACCUACGGAGAGCUUGUGCUAGAGGGCACCUUUCAUGUGCUAAGGGCGAAGAACACCCGCACUCUCUUCCUCUUUGAAAAGAUGCUCCUUAUUACCAAAAAAAGAGGAGAACACUACGUCUACAAGAUCCAUAUCUUGUGCUCCACCCUAAUGCUACUUGACAGUGCCAAGGAUCCCCUGCUCUUCAGUGUUAUCCACUUCAAGCGUCCCAAGCAGCCUCACACAGUGCAGGCCAAGACUGUAGAAGAGAAGCGUCUCUGGGCCCAUCACAUCAAGAGGCUCAUACUUGAAAAUCACAGCACCAUCGUUCCACAAAGGGCAAAAGAAGCCAUUCUGGAUACUUCAAACUAUCUGGGGAAGUACCAGUAUAGCCCUGAGAAGCUGAAGAAGGUGGAGUCCUGCCAGCCUGAUGACUUCCAUCUCGAAGGAAGAAAUGGGAGAAGGAGAUCAGAGCCAGCCAAACAAAUCAGAAGAAGCACAAAAGCUGUUUUGAAGCACGCAGACAGUGAGGGGGCACUGCUGGGGGCUAGAUGCUCCCUUCAGCCGGCCACUAGUGUCAGUACGCUGACCUCCAGUCUAGGGGAACCCCAGGCUGAGAGCCCGUGUGUGGAGGAUCUAAUGCUGAGAAGAGACUCUCUGGAGGAGCUAAGUCCUACUGACAGGGACCCGAAACAGGGCUAUUUACCCAGUGAGGGGGGGCUGGAGCCAGAGAAGGCUGUGGAGGAGCAGGAUGUGGAAGAUGGGGAGAGCUACAAGGAAGAUAUACUGAUGGGAGACGACCAGGUAGCCGACUUUGCCAGCUCAGUGCUCGCAGCCAUCUCCUGCUGGCACUAUAGAGCCAGGUCUUUGCUUUCUACUCACUUCACAACGGAUGAUCAGAACGAAGAUAUUGCUGAGCUGAAAACUCUGACAAGAGAGGAGGUGGAAAAACAUGAGGCUGAUGCUCUGAAAGAAACUUGCAGCUUGCAGGUCAGUAUGCAGGAGCCGUGCAAUCUAGACCGUCUUCCUCAAGUAAAUGAGAGCAAUCAGCUGGAAGAGGAUCGCUUCCAGUGCCCUGAGUCUCCUGUGACCCCCUCAGAACAAGAAACGGAGACCUCAGGACCUCAGGAUAGCUCAAGGGAAACUGGAGAGGAAGAAGAAGGAGAGAGUGAUUCCUCUGGUCUUCAAGUGGAGGAGGCGAGUGUACUGACAAAUGGAGAGCUCUCAGAAGAGGAAGAGGAGGAAAUUUCGGGUAAUGAAAGCAUCCUACCUUCCUCUGUGCUAGACCAGGCGAGUGUGAUAGCCGGACACUUCAGGGGCAGCCUAUCUAGACGGAGCAGUGUAAUGUCAGAGGACAUGGGUUCACUUGUCUGCCCCUCAGAGUCCGUGGAUGAUGAUGCCGUCCACAGCCCUUCAGCUUGCAUGGAUUUUGAGAAACAGACCCAAAUGCUGCUCAGCUCCUCAGCAGAGCUGAAAACUAGCUCAGAGGCUAAUCAGUCAGUUCCUGUGCGUGAACUUGGGCUGAAUGAAGGGGAACGCAGGUCUACGCUCUCCAAACAAGAUCGCCUCCUCAUCCACAAAAUUCGACAGUACUACGAGCACGCUGAGCACCAAGAUGCUAACUUCAGCAUCAGGCGCAGGGAGAGUCUGUCUUAUAUUCCAGCAGGUCUGGUCAGGAACUUGAGCCAACAGCUUAAUGAUAAUCCUGCUCCUCAGGAGAGGGCCGUCCCAGCUCUUAGGAAAGGUCUCUCUCAGAACAGGCCUACAUCUUGGUCUGUGUUUGACCUUCCUGGAUUACAAACAAGUCAAAACACUGGAAAUUAUCUACCACAGAGAUCAGUCGAGGCCCAGGCUAGUUGUAACAGCAUUUCAGACAAUUCAGGCACAGAAGAGGAAUUCAGGCCUUCAUCAGAAAUGCUCAAGGUUUGGCAAGACAUGGAAAAUGAGGGACAGAGCCAGGAAGCCCAGCAGGAUGCACAGGAGAAAGUUAGUGAGUCAUUAUUAGAAGUGGCACACCACAGCUCUGAUACUUCAGAUGCUAAAACCGAUAAGCAACCACCUCAGGUUCUAGACGAGUCUGAAAUGAGCACCGCUUCCAAUACCCUCUCCACGUUGUCACCUAUCCCAACUUGCCAAGCAGUGGAAGGAGGAUCUGGUCAGGGCUCCGAGACCCCGGUGUUUCAAGAGAUCGGUAAAGACAACCAAGGUCAACUACCUAAGAUCAUUAGCUUCCGAACAAGCAUGGAUGACGACCAGAUCCUUCAAGACAUGGGAAAGAUGAAGAACAAGGUGUUCCAGUUGGCUCGUCAGUACAGCCAGCGCAUUAAAAAUAACAAACCCGUUGUCUGGCAGAGGAGCCAAGAAACUGCAAACCAGGAAGCCUUCAGGGACAUGCCUGCUGUCCACGAGGAGAAGCUGCAGCUUAGAAAAAGGGGUAAACCAAGCCUAAGAUUGCCCACGAAUGCUUGCAGUCAAGCAGUUAUCCCUGAACUCCAUUCUCCAAGUCCAGUCCUGACUCCCAGCUCUGGAGCCAGCUCCCAGAGCACAAUUACCUGCCCGCAGAGCCCGGAGAUGGAGACCUUCCAUUGGCCUGAUGUUCAGGAGCUGCGCUCCAAAUACUCGGAUGCAUCCCACUCCUCAAAAAUAACCCAUAGCUGCACAGUCGUGAGUGGGAUGGACAGGUGUAAUGGCUGUGAACAUAAAUACAGUAGCUCCUCAGAUCUUCGUAGGUCUGUGACAGACCCUGACACACUUCGAAAGCAAUCUGAAACCACACGCAGUGACGGCUCCGUAGUAGAAGACUGGCCCCCACACCAGAAACGCUCUCGACUCUAUCCCCUGCUGUGCAGGUGGAAAUCUUUGGACCAUAUGCCUGUGUCUUUACCCCUUCAUGAAGUACAGAACCUUCAGGAACCUGCCAGGACCUGCCUUAAGGUCAGCCAAGCACAAGAAGGAGAUAACCUCUGUCCAGAGGGCGUAGACAGUGCAGCAAAGUCUGAUCUCCUGAGUUCAGGGAAGACCUCAGAGAGCAAACUUGUGAGAAGCUUACGAGAGAAAUUCCAGAACUUAAGCACAAGUUCAUGAACAUGUGAUUUAUGUAUAUUUUUAUUAGAAUUUUGAAACAUUAUCUGGCAAAUAUCUCAUACUUGUCCCAACACCCAUAUUUCAUGUUAAUUCUCUAAAAGAAUCCAACUUUGUGACUGUGCAGUGUUUUUACUAUCGGAGACACCCUGACAUGAUCGCAGCACGGUGUGACACCAGAGACAUAUUAAUGGCUAUUGUCUUCUUAUAAAAUAUGAAUUACAAUAUUUACACACUGCACAAAGUCUAUGUAGAAAUGUGUAUAAAAUCUCCUGUAUGAAAUGGGAAAACUGGUUGUACUUUAUUAUAUCCAUGUUUUUGGUUCCCAAUGUUAGUGAUUCUCGCUACAGUCAGUAUAGCAAUAUUUCUGUGUAACUGUCAGGGAAGCUCUGACUGAUGUCAGCUCUGCUAUUAGCACAGCCUGUGUCCAAAUACCAAAGAUUGCUGCCAUUUUUUGUUACUUUUGUUUUUAGCAACUGAUCCUAGCAGUCGUUUGCUUUGUCAUUUACUGUAGCUGCUUCUAAAACGUGUGAAACAUCACUGGAGCUUUAGCGUUCUCAGCAAGUUGUAUAUUUUCUUAAACAUUAUUUAUAAAACUGUAUAUUUGGGAAAUUUUGGCCUCUUGUAAAUACUAAUAAUGCACUGUUUCAUACUCUGUUUCCCAUAUUUUGAAUAAAAACAGAAAUGUCUUUGUCA